CCUGGCUCCUCGGCGACUUGGCCGCGUCCUGCGCUCCGGGCGCGGGGCCACUGCGGCCGGGCAGCAUGGACCCCGGCACCCCUCCACCUCCAAACCCCACCCACCCGCAGCUCCAGGCCCGAGCCCGGCUCAACGCCACCACCUCACUGGAGCUGGAGAGGAGUGACAAGCCCCAAGCCGGGCCUGGACCCCGAGCCAGGCCUGGACCCCAUGACACAGGGGGUGCAGCAGCUACCCCAGCCACGCCCCAGGCUGAGCAAGCCCAGAACCAAGAAAGAGCAGCUGGCCCAGAGCUUAUGAAGGAGGACAUGGCGCUCCCCUUCGAGGAGGUCCUGGAGAAAGCCAAGGCUGGGGACCCCAAGGCACAGACGGAGGUGGGCAGGCACUACCUGCAGCUGGCUAGUGAGGCAGAUGAGGAGCUCAACAACUGCACGGCUGUGGGCUGGCUGGUCCUGGCUGCAAAGCAAGGCCGGCGUGAGGCCGUCCGAUUGCUGCGCCGGUGCCUGGCAGGCAGGAAAGGCAUCACCUCCGAAAAUGAGCAGCAGGUGCAGGAGCUGACCUCGGAGACGGAGCUGGAGCGGGCAGUGCGCAAGGCGGCCCUGGUCGUGUACUGGAGACUCAACCCCAAGAAGAAGAAGCAAGUGGCCGUGUCAGAGCUGCUGGAGAACGUGGGCCAGGUUGACAGGCAUGAUGGGGGAGUGCAACCAGGCCCUGUCCCCAAGUCCCUACAGAAGCAGAGACGGAUGUUGGAGCGCCUGGUCAGCAGCGAGUCCAAAAACUACAUCGCGCCCGACGACUUUGUGGAGAUCACCAAGAGGUACGCCAAGGGUGUCAUCCCCAGUGGUCUGUGCCUGCAGGGUGAGGACGGGGACGAGGAUGAGGAGCUGGCUGGAAGAAGCCCUGAGGACCUGCCGCUGCGCCUGAAGGUGGUCAGGUACCCCCUGCACGCCAUCAUGGAGAUCAAGGAGUACCUCAUUGACGUGGCUUCCAAGGCAGGCAUGCACUGGCUGUCCACCAUCGUACCCACCCACCACCUCAACGCCCUGCUCUUCUUCUUCAUCAUCAGCAACCUGACCAUCGACUUCUUUGCCUUCUGCAUCCCCCUGGUGGUCUUCUACCUGUCCUUCGUCUCCAUGGUCAUCUGCACCCUCAAGGUGUUUCAGGACAGCAGGGCCUGGGAGAGCUUCCGCACACUCACCGACCUGCUGCUGCGCUUCGAGCCCGGCCUGGACGUGGAGCAGGCCGAGGGCAACUUCGGCUGGAAUCACCUGGAGCCCUACAUCCACUUCCUGCUGUCUGUCUUCUUUGUCAUCUUCUCCUUCCCUGUCGCCAGCAGGGACUGGGUGCCCUGCUCUGAGCUGGCCCUCGUGUCCAUCUUCUUCACCGUGACCAGUUACACCAGCCUGGGCUCCUCAGCCGAGCCCCACACCCGCCGGGCACUGGCCACUGAGGUGGCGGCUGGCCUGCUGUCCCUCCUGCCCGCCCUGCCCUUUGACUGCCAGCCGCUGAAGCUGCUUGGCCAGACCCUGCUCCGCGUGCCACUGGGCCACCUGUUCGUGCUCAACGUCAGCAUUCCCUGCCUGCUCUACCUGCACCUCUUCUACCGCUUCUUCCGCAUGGCACAGCUCAAGCACUUCAAGGGCACCUACUGCUACCUGGUACCCUACCUGGUCUGUUUCAUGUGGUGUGAGCUCUCGGUGGUGCUGCUGCUGCAGUCCACCAGCCUGGGGCUUGUGCGCGCCUCCAUUGGCUACUUCCUCUUCCUCUUUGCACUCCCGGUGCUGGUGGUGGGGCUGGUCCUGAUGGGCCUGGUGCAGCUGGCACGGUGGCUCGUGUCCCUGGAGCUGACCAAGGUGGCAGUCGCAGUGGUGGCAUGUGGCAUCCCACUGCUGCUGCGCUGGGGGCCUGGUGCCCGCGCCUCAGUGGCAGGUGCGCUGCGGUCGCUGACACGUAGCUCUGUGGUCAAGCUCAUCCUGGUCUGGGUCUCAGCCGUGGUGCUCUUCUGCUGGUUCUAUGUGUACCGGUCGGAGGGCAUGAAGGUGUACAACUCCACGCUGACCUGGCCACAGUACAGCACCCUGUGCGGGCCACGUGCGUGGCGGGAGACCAACAUGGCACGUACACAGAUCCUCUGCAGCCACUUGGAGGGCCACCGUGUCACCUGGACAGGCCGCUUCAAGUAUGUGCGAGUGACGGAGAUUGACAACAGCGCGGAGGCAGCCAUCAACAUGCUGCCCUUCGCUGUGGGCGAUUGGCUACGCUGCCUGUAUGGCGAGGCUUACCCACCCUGCAGCACUGGCGGCAUCCCCACCGCUGAGCAGGAGCUCUGCCGCCUCAAGCUGCUGGCCAAGCACCCCUGCCACAUCAAGCGGUUCGACCGGUACAAGUUCGAGCUCACUGUGGGCAUGCUGCCUGGCAGCCCCAACGGCACUCGUGGCACCGAGGAGGAUGACAUCACCAAGGACAUUGUGCUGCGUGCCAGCAGUGAGUUCCGCACUGUGCUGCUCAGCCUGCGCCAGGGCAGCCUCGUCGAGUUCAGCACCGUGCUAGAGGGCCGCCUGGGCAGCAAGUGGCCCGUCUUCGAGCUCAAGGCCAUCAGCUGCCUCAACUGCGUGGCACAGCCCUCGCCAGCCCCACGGCACGUCAAGCUUGAGCAGGACUGGCGUGGCACCGUACAUGGCGCCCUCAAGUUUGCCUUCGACUUCUUUUUCUUCCCAUUCCUGUCGGCCGCAUGAGGAUGCUCCCCAGGGUGCCCCAGCCCCAACGCAGAUACUGAAUGUGCGAGAGAUGUGCUCAUGGGUGUGUGUGUGUGUGCUAUAUGCAUGUGUGCAUAUGGAUGCAUGCAUGUGUAUGUGCUCACAGGGUGUGUGUGUGUGUGUGUGCAUAUAGGUGCAUCCAUGUGUGUGCUCAUGGGUGUGUGUGCUUGUGUGAAUGUGCUCACGGGUGUGUGUGUGCAUAUGGAUGCAUGAAUGGGCGUGUGUGUCCUCGUGUGAAUGCAUGCAAGGUGUUUGCAGGCGCAUGCGUAUCUGCACUCACGUGUGAAUCCAGACUGCUCCGGGCCGUGCCACCCCUUCUUGCUCACCCACUGUGCACACCACGUCGUUGGGAACCAUGUGCUGCUCCUCACACCACCCAGACCUUCCCCAGCAGGGCCAGAGUUGACGAGAACGCAGGACCCCUGUCCUGAGAAGCACUUUAGAGAUGGAAUUCUCCCCCAGAUACCCCCACCAUGUGUGCUCUGCAUUGACUCGUCUUCAAGAGCCAGGUGUGCUGUGCCACACAGACUGAGCCACGUGUGUUAUUUAUUUGCUCCCUGCUGAGCCUGACAGCGGUCGGCGAACCCUGGGGACAGGCAGGACCCCCAGGCUCCUUGGCGGUGAGGCCUUGGCAAUGCUGUCAUCUGAGGCAGGCGGUCCGGGCCAGCCCUGGGGGCUUGGGUCCAGAAGGUGUGUGAGGCACAGCGAUGGCGGCUUGAGCACACCUGGGUUUAGGAAACACGCAGUAACCCAGGUGCCACCAGUGCUGCGAAAGGCUUGGCCGCAUCCCACCCUACAGCACAAAGCAAAGUCCUCCUGAAAUAAAACUCAUGGUGAAAACGUG
Molecule: messenger RNA, 3600 nt
Organism: Loxodonta africana (African savanna elephant)
Lineage: Eukaryota; Metazoa; Chordata; Mammalia; Proboscidea; Elephantidae
Gene: WFS1
Product: wolframin ER transmembrane glycoprotein
Exons: 8
Coding region: 66-2735 (889 amino acids)
Biological process (GO): endoplasmic reticulum unfolded protein response; calcium ion homeostasis
Cellular component (GO): endoplasmic reticulum; endoplasmic reticulum membrane
Source: RefSeq, a predicted model, not a curated record